Molecule: messenger RNA, 1299 nt
Organism: Zea mays
Lineage: Eukaryota; Viridiplantae; Streptophyta; Magnoliopsida; Poales; Poaceae
Product: Pirin-like protein 2
Exons: 5
Coding region: 229-1119 (296 amino acids)
Source: RefSeq, marked provisional
GAGCAGCUGUCGCUUUUGACCUAUCGGGGGGCGCCGGGCGGGCGUAACGGAACCAAGGCGGCCAGGUAGCUGCUGUGCUGCUACGAGUAGUAAGCACUAUAUAUAUAACGGGCAACGGCAAAGCCAUCGUCGUCGUCGUGGAACUCGUACUUGCGUGCGUGCGCACAAGAACGCGGGUCAGAGCUGCUGGCGGUUGGAGGAGCAGAGGAGAUCGCUGUGCGGGCGGCGAUGGAGAAGCCCCGGCAGGUGGCGCGGAAAUUCCUGGCCCGGCCGCAGCACGAGGGCGCCGGCGCCGUCGUCCGCCGCAGCAUCGGCAGGUUCGAGCUGAGGUACUUCGACCCGUUCCUUGUCCUCGACGAGUUCACAGUUUCUGCUCCGGCCGGCUUCCCCGACCACCCGCACCGAGGCUUCGAGACCGUCACCUACAUGCUUGAGGGCGCCGUGACGCACGAGGACUUCGAGGGCCACCGUGGCACCAUCAAGGCCGGCGACGUGCAGUGGAUGACGGCCGGCCGCGGCAUCGUGCACUCCGAGAUGCCCGCCGGCCCCGGCACGUCCAGGGGCCUGCAGCUCUGGGUCAACCUCUCCUCCGCCAACAAAAUGGUCGAGCCCGGGUACCAGGAGAUCCAGAGCAAGGACAUCGCGUGCACGUCCGACGGCGACGGCGGCGUCACGGUGCGCGUGAUCGCCGGCCACGCCAUGGGCGUGCGCUCGCCGGUGCGCACGCGCACGCCGACCAUGUACCUGGACUUCACGGUGCGCCCGCGCGGCGCGGUGCGGCAGCCCGUGCGCGCGUCCUGGAACGCCUUCGCCUACGUGCUGGAGGGCGAGGGCGUGUUCGGCGCCGAGCGGUGCGCGCCCGUCGGCGCCCACCACCUGCUGCUGCUCGGCCACGGCGACGGCCUCGAGGUCUGGAACAAGUUGCCCGACCGCCCGCUCCGCUUCCUGCUCGUCGCCGGCGAGCCCAUCGGGGAGCCCGUCGCGCAGCUCGGCCCCUUCGUCAUGAACACCGAGGAGGAGAUCGACAUGACCGUCAACGACUUCGAGUGCUACGCCAAUGGGUUCGAGAAGGCCCGCCACUGGAAGUCGCAGGCGAUGCUGGCGCUUGGCGUAGAGUAGGGCGAGACAUGAGCACAGGAUCACCAAAGAAAACGAAUAGAUUUUUUUUUGCUUCUUUUUUCCCCAUUAUUAUCGUUCCGGUUUGUUGCGUUCAAUUUUAACCCCCAACAUUGGAUCGCUUUGUGUACAUAUCUGCCGUAAAUUAUUUUUUUAUCAAUAACGAAAUUACCAGCUGUUCAU